This is a messenger RNA of Tetrahymena thermophila SB210, 1542 nucleotides long. RefSeq names its product cyclin-dependent kinase-like Serine/Threonine kinase family protein. NCBI's taxonomy places the organism in Eukaryota, Ciliophora, Oligohymenophorea, Hymenostomatida, Tetrahymenidae. The transcript has 8 exons. The record is from RefSeq and is a predicted model, not a curated record. Gene Ontology annotation, biological process: protein phosphorylation. Gene Ontology annotation, cellular component: nucleus. Gene Ontology annotation, molecular function: ATP binding; cyclin-dependent protein serine/threonine kinase activity.
AAUUAAUUGCGGGAAAAGGAAAUACUUGAUCAAAUGAAUAUUGAACAAAAUUAGAUGUUUAUCAAUCAGGGUGUUUUUAGACCACUACAAACGAGUAUAAUUAUUAAUAAAAUUAUAUAAAUUUUAGAACAACACUCUAAAUCUUAAAACAAAAAAGGAAAUUAGAAACAAAAAAACACUAACUCACUCUAUCAAACACAUUAAAAUAAAUAAUAAAUAAAAAAAACAAAAAAAACUCUUAAAUAAUCAAAUCUAAUUAAUUAUUUGCUUUAUCAUAAAUAAAUAUUGAUAUCUCAUAAACUGAACAAAAAAAUUUUAAAAAAUCAAAAAUAUCUAUUUAUCAAAUUGUAAAUUGCUAUUAUGAACUAAUCAUAAAAAAGAAAUACACAAACUUAAGGAGGCUAAGUACCUUAUUUGUUGAAUGGCAAAUAUCAACUUAUAAAACCACUUGCAUAGGGCGCUUACGGGUGCGUUUAUUAAGCAUAUGAUGAAAAAGAAAAGAAGCAUGUUUGUAUCAAAUAGAUAAAAAGAUUCACUGCUCAUUAAAUUGGAGGAUAUGGAAUAGAUUCAUAAAAUAUGAGAGAAUUCUCUAUUUUGAAUUCGCUAAAUCAUGAAAACAUAAUAAAAUUAAAAGAUUAGUUUCAUGCCUAUAAGAGAUAGUAAGAAACCAUAUAAAAUCAAUAAAAUGAAGAACAUGUGACGUUCUUCAUGGUUUUCGAUUAUAUUGAUUAAAAUCUCCAAACUUUCAUCAAGGAAUUUGAAAAUAAAAAAUGCUACAUACCCCUUAUUUAAAUUAAGAGCAUACUCUAUCAGAUAGUGCUAGGCAUUUAUGAAAUGCAUGUUAACGGCUUCAUGCAUAGAGAUAUUAAACCUGCAAACAUCCUCAUCACCUAACAAGGAUAGGUAAAGGUUGCUGAUUUGGGACUGGCAAGACAGGUUACAUAAAAAAGGUAGACUUUUACUCCUGGAUGGAUAACUCUUUGGUACAGACCUCUUGAAAUGCUUUGUAACCAAACAAACUAUUCAAAAGCGGUUGAUAUAUGGUCUUUAGGAUGCGUAUUUGGAGAAAUGGUGAGACUUGUUCCUUUAUUCAGAGGAUAAACUGAAUUGGAAUAAGCUUUAAAGAUUAUAUAAUCACUCGGCCUUCCAACAGAAUUCUAAGAUUUUGAUAGCUUUCAUGAAAGAGUUAGUGAUUAAGCUUUUAGCUAUGAAAAAAACUUCCCUUACUUGUCUGAAGAUGGAAUAGAUCUCCUAAAGGGAAUGCUGAACAUUAAUCCCAGCAAAAGACUUACAGCUAAAUAAUGCAAAGAACACAGAUUUUUUAACGACGUUAGAUAGCUUUCAUUAGAUUAAAUUAAUUAAUUGGCUCAAGGCUAAUUGAAAUAAUGCUAACUUAAUUUUUUAGAAAAUUAAUAAAGAAUAGAAGAGAAUAGACUUAGGAUGUAGGAAUAAGAAUAAUAAAGAUAAAUUUAGUUAUAAUAAUAAUAGUAACAACGUAGAUAAAGAAGCGAGUCACUUGAAGCCUCUCCUGAAUAUCUUUGA